AUGGCUGGCAAUCCCGGCUUGGCUUCUGGGCCAACCUUAACUGGAAGCGCCGGUGACUCGACAACGGAAAUGCAAGCUAUUAUAGAUGAAAUGAGGUUGCAAGAUUUCGAUUCAAUACGAUUUGCCACCUAUAGGGCAGCAUGUAAAUUACGCUUUAUCCAAAAAAAGACCAAUGUUCAUUUGGUUGAUAUUUGGAAUAUGAUAGAAUCAUUUCGUGAAAAUGGACUGAAUGCUCUUCCAGUUCAUUCUCUAGUGAAGACGUCUCGUCUUGAAUUACUACUUACUUCGAUAUUUCAUAACCUGAACAAGAGAUUAAUUUCUUCUCAGCAUAUCGAUACAGAUAGAACAAUUUCUAUGUUAUUGAGUUUUCUUUUAGGUGCCUAUGAUAAACUGCAAACAGGCCGAUUGACAGUUUUUUCAAUUAAAAUUGCUUUGGCCACUCUAUGUGCUGGAAAACUAGUGGACAAAUUGAGAUAUAUGUUCUCCCAAAUUUCUGACUCUUCUGGAUUCAUGGAUCAUACGCGCUUCAUUGAUUUCCUUCAACAAGUUCUAGCUUUGACUACUGCUGUUUUUGAAGCACCGACCUUUGGGUUUUCUGAAGGAGCUAUCAGCCAAUGUUUUCACAAAGAAGAGAAAGUCACUCUAAAUAUGUUUUUGGAUGUGUUUUUAUCUGAUCCGUGCCCUCCUUGUAUAAUGUGGUUGCCCUUGCUUCAUCGCAUGGCAGCAGUUGAGCACGUGUAUCAUCCUGUUGUUUGCGAUGCUUGUCAGGCUCGAUCUUUCACCGGAUUCCGUUAUAAAUGUCAACGUUGUGCUAAUUAUCAACUUUGCCAAAAUUGUUUCUGGCGUGGCCGAACAAGUCAAAACCAUUCGAAUGAACAUGAGAUGAAAGAAUACAGUAGUUAUAAAUCCCCAACUAAACAAUUGGCUCAUUCAAUUCACAAAUCUUUGCAAUGUGUUCCAACUGUGCCCCAAAAAAACCAUCCUCUCUUCAAUGAUCGGGUUCAGAGGCCUCUAGAACUUCAAAAUAUUGUUCCAGCCACUCCCACAACGCUCAGAAGACAUCCGCCUGAUCAUCAAAAUGAAUGGCAAAACUCUCCCAUCUUGUUACCUGGACAAAUUUCUUAUGGUGGAACGAUGGAUGAUGAGCACAAGCUCAUUGCAAGAUAUUCUGCAAAACUAAGUGGUAGAGCCGAUUAUCCUCUGGGAAACAUGACGGGGAACGAACAAAGCAAUAUUCCUCUAGAUGAACGACAACUGAUUGCACAACUUGAAGAAGAGAACACAGAUAUGAUGCGAGAAAUAGCUCGUUUGGAGAGUCAGACGCAGGGAGAUGACUCCCAGCUGAAUGGACUUAGAGACAGAAAAUCGCAUCUGGAAGAAAAAAUGUUUAUAAUGCAACAAAAAAGGAGAGAUCUCAUGAUGCAACUAGAGCAACUUAUGUCCCAACUUAAUAUUAAUCAAAGUGUAGUGUCAGGUUAUCCUUCCGUUUCUACAGGACAUCUUCCACUUGACGCUUUGUCAGGUCUAGGAAACAAAGUUUCUUCUGCCUUUAGAGCUGGUAGCUUACCUGCUAGCAGUAAUCUUCAGGGUGACUUAUUGCUCGCAGCCGACCAAAUCACUACUAACAUGAGUGAUUUUGUGAAAGAAUUAGAUCAAGGUAGUUGA
Messenger RNA from Auanema sp. JU1783, 1665 nucleotides. The record is from the annotation of a GenBank genome assembly. Lineage: Eukaryota; Metazoa; Nematoda; Chromadorea; Rhabditida; Rhabditidae.